CCGAGGAGCGCGGUUGCCGUGGAAACCGAGGUCAUGGCGGCGCCCCAGUAUGUGGGUAGCCGCACCGGCCAGAGUGAGGAGCGGGCGGGCUCUAUAGAGUCGUUCGUCGUAAGCAGGAGGACGUUGCCCACAAUGUCCCACGUGUCCUUCGAGCGGCCCAUCUCGCCGGGGCAGGUUGCGGAGCCGCCGGGCAAGAGCCUUUGGGAGCGGAUCUGCGAGGAGUACGAAGCUGAGAUGCCUGCCUUCCCGGAGGUAUACAAAGCCAAACCGGAAGCCGUGAUUCCUGUGAGUAUCGCCCCGCCUGCCCGAAGCGAACGGCUCGGGAAUGAGAACAGCACUGAUAGCUGGUGGAAUGUAGUUGCCCUUUGGGGGUUUUGGCGGGAUUUUUUUUUUUUUUUUUGGUCUGUUUUAGGUUCUCCCAAAGAAUAUUUGGAAACAUUCAUCUUUCCAAUUCUGCUUCCCGGAAUGGCUAGUCUGCUUCACCAGGCAAAGAAAGAAAAAUGUUUUGAGAGGAAAAGAACCAAAUUCAUUGCCUGUGAUUUUCUGACGGAGUGGUUAUACAAUCAAAAUCCAAAGAGGGUAGGGGAGCCAUUCACGGAAUUCUUCUCCAUUCCAUUUGUGGAGCAGUGGCUGAAGCAACACCCACGGCCACCAAUCCCACUCUCCCUCCUGCUGACAGAAGAAGAAGCAGCGCUCUAUAUUCAGUCCUUCUGGAGAGCCUAUCUGGUCCGCUGCGAUCCCGAGAUUCAGGAAUUGCGCCAGUGGCAAAAGAAGCUGCGUGAGAACAAGCACAUUCGCGAGCGAGUCAAAGUUUUCUGGGCCAAACGAGAGCAGAAAGUGAAAUGCAGAAUGGAAGACGAGGAGGCCGCGGCUGUGGCUAAGGCUCCCGCACUCUAACCACUGUCGGUGCCUUUCCGAGAUUCAGGACAGAUGUCCAAAUGACGCUUCCUCUGCUGCUUUUUUAUCGAAGACUAGGUUUGCUACAUCUGAACCCAGAAGCUUCUCCACAUAAGAAGAUCAGAUUUGUUGCAAACAUGCUUUAGGAUACCCAGAUUCGGGGCUUCGGCCACCGCUUUCGCCAGCACCUCAGGAGCAUUCUUCUCGCCAACCGCCAUUGAAAAAAUGGACAAGAGAGGUUAACACGUCCCGGCUACCAGUUUCCCACUUUGGGCCACCUUUGCGAAGAGCCAUAUUGAAAUUUCCGUCCCCCAAACUCUGCAGUGAGUUUGAAGCUUAUCUGGUGAGUGCUCUCUCUCCAUUAGGACCUUACUGCCUGAGAUCACUUCCGAAGGAGGCUGGCCCUUAUCUUUCCCAGCUCACCCGGCCAGAUGAGACAUUUACACCCAGACGACAACAGAGGAGUUCUGUUGUCUAGGCCCCAAAGUAUCAUAGCAAGUUCUUCGUUUUCUGGGUAGGCUGGCCGACUACCCUCCUUGUUCUGGGGGUUGCCAUUAAGCAAGAUUCUCCCAUUCAAAGAGCCACAAGCUUAACCUCCAGGCGGAUCCGCAAGCCUGGCGUUCCUAUUGGUUGGACGAGCUACCACGAGUCUUCAGUCAAUAGUAAAGCCUUUAUUUUUGUGUUAUGAACAGCAUUUUGAAAAUAAAACCUAUCUGCCCAUGCUUUACAACCUUUUCAAUAUGUAAUAUUUAUACACAGUCAUUUCUGGUACACAAUGAUUGUCUCGAAAUUUCUUGUAACGUUAUUUUUUUUUCUUCUAAGUAUGCAACAGUCAGCCAGGGGAAGAUAAAGGUACAUUAUAAAACACACAUUAAUACAUUUAAUAAAUAUAUAUCAUCUAUCAAAAA
Pteropus alecto (black flying fox) is the source of this 1805-nucleotide messenger RNA. RefSeq names its product IQ motif containing K (gene IQCK). Lineage: Eukaryota; Metazoa; Chordata; Mammalia; Chiroptera; Pteropodidae. Bases 34 to 897 code for a protein of 287 amino acids. Gene Ontology annotation, molecular function: protein binding. The record is from RefSeq and is a predicted model, not a curated record. The transcript is spliced from 8 exons.